AUGUUAGUCCUCCUCCUUAGACUCACAAGUGAAAAGAAAGACCACAAAUGGGCGGAGGAUCAACACACAGCGCCGGUGGCGGUGGCGGAGAAAACAAAACGAAUCCUGAAUCAUCAUCAUCUAUGGAUUCAUCAAAAGUUACUUCUGUUGCUAAACAAUUAUCCACACUUAUUAGUACUGGUCACCGUUUCGAUUCUCGCCAGUUUAAUCUCUGUGUUUCCUUGGCUAGAUUCCGUGAUAGUCAAAGGGGUGUCGCGUGUAUCACUUAAUUGUCCAAUAAGCUCCCGACGAAUAUCUGUUCCAGCAAAGGGGCGACUCUGCAAGCACCAGCAGUGCUUUGAUUAUGCAAAUUAUGUUAAGAUCAACUCAAGAAGACCCUCCUGGCGCUGCCCUCAUUGCAGUCAGUCAGUCUGCUACACGGAAAUAUACGUCGAUCAGCAUACGGUUGAAGUAAGCGUAGGAGAGAAUGUUGUGGACGUUAUUAUCUCAGCAGACGGAUCCUGGAAACCUGUCAGGGAAACUGAUGAUCCUGCACAUAAACAAGAUAAAACCCUGGGGAAAGAAGGAGAUGAUCCCAACCAAUGCAUACCUGAAAGAUUAUCAGAAUCUGCCUCAAAUGUUGUGGAAGGAAUUGACAAGAAUAUCGCAAUGGAUACUAGUGAAGCCGAAGAUAUAGAUCCCUUGGAAAACACUGUGCAUUCGAAUGAGUCAAUGGAAUUUGAUAUUACUGAGAUCCAAAAUGAAGAUACAUUUUCUUUAGGAUUUCUCUUCUCCAAUUCUUCUGCCACUAGCAAUACGGUGACACUGAGCACAAGAUUAAAUCCAUGUGCGAUGGAUCCUAUUUUAGAGCCGUCUUGGACCAGUUUUACUCUGAUUCGAAUGCCAGAUGAUGCUGUUAUCUCUACACACAAUCGAGAUCCAUGGGAUGUGUGUGGGACCUCUCAAUCUUCAACUUCUUUAAGCCGGAACCACCCAAUUUCUGAUAAUUUAUCACUGCAGUCAUUAGGCUCAUCAAGAUUUUGGGAUUUGGUAAUGAACGGUGAUACAGGAAGACAGAUACCUAGGAAUAUUACCAGAACCCAGAUAGCUGUUCAGGCACUCCCUGACCAGUCUCUAUUGAUGCAUUCUCGCGAACGAGCACGACCAAGUAUUGCGGACUCUGGUGGUACAACGGAAACCCUGCAGCAACGGUUUUCAAGUUCGAAUAUGGAUGUGAAUUCUGCUUCAGACAUGUCUCCAACUCCACCUGGCUUCCCGCCGAUUACACAGAAAUGGGUUCCCCGGUCUCACUUUCCUGGUCAGCCACCAGUUCAAGAGACUGUUGGUCUUCCUGCACCAAGCCGAUUUCUAGGUUCCUACCAAACUGACGUCAGGAUAUCGUCGAGUCAGACAAGUGAAGACCUCCAAAACCUUCAGCCAUCUCCAGACACAAAAGUCUCCCAAAUGGCGAGCCUACCUAUAAUGGCUAGAGCGCCCCCUCAUUUAUCCCGUAUGCAAGGUCGGAAGGGAGGACCACCCUCGAAUGUGGCUUCCCGAUCAAAAGACAAACAUUCUCUGAUGAUGUCUCAGCAGCCUGCCCAGAGUGAAAGAAUUCUGCCUCUUGUACCAGUUCAGCUUCAGCCUAGAAGAGGAUCAUCUUCCCUGAUGGUUGGUGGUGGGCAUAAAUCUUUAGUUGGAGAACAAAGAGAAGGAAAUGUGGAGGUAAAAAAUUCAGAUUUUACUAGUGUUGAUAAGUCAUCAAAAGUGAACCCAGAUCAAAACUGGCAGCCGUUGGGAAGAAUGCGAGGCAGCUUAUCAGGCCGUGCACAUUCUGGUGCUCUUAGCCAGUACAUAAUUCGACCAACCCAGGUAACAUCUCCAUCCGCCAUCAGAGAUCCACUGGUAAAUCCAUUCUCAACUCUUAGUGGCAGUACUGGUGCGGCUAAAAUACCCUCGCACAUCGGCAACUAUUCUGACACGCAUGCACGUACUUUGGAAAACCAACCCACGCAAGUAGAUGCAGAAGUAUGUGUUGAACCGGAGGUGGGUUGCUGUGAAUCUAAGCAAGAAAAUACUGAUGGUGUUCGAGGUAUUAAAAUGCAGAACCAUCCAACCCAAGUCCAAGGAGAGAAAAAAAUAGAGGAUGAAGCAGCAGAAGCAGGAUUAUGCAGGAUAAUUGGGGAUGAUGACGUGGCUGAACGGAAAAAGAAGAAAAACACAGUUGCUAGGGAAGAGUUAGGAUUGAGUUGCCAGUCAGGCUCAAGUACUGGGCAUCUCAAUAAAACUAAUGACAACUUUGAGCAAGUCAUUUUUAUAGCCAAUCGUGAUGGUUCAAUCAUGUCUAUGGAGAGCAUUAAUCAUGUUCCGAAGGAGGUGGAAAGAAUUCUUGGUAAAAGGACCCUCUCUGCUAUCUUCAAAUCAAAGAAGCUAAACGCGAAGAAUGAUGUUAAGGAAAAGCACCAAUCAGUUAAAGUUGUACGGGAGCGUUUUAUAUGUAGGGCAUGUAAUCAGGAGGGACACAUGAGGACCAACAAGGACUGUCCUAUGUAUGGCAAAGAUUUAGACCCAAAAUUAAAGCCUACCAAAAAUUCUAGCAUGCCUUCACCUACUGUGGUCGAUCAACCGAUGCAAGUAGAUGCAGAAGAAUGUGGAGAAACUGAGAGGGGCAACAAUGAAUCUAAACAAGGCAAAACUGAUGGGGUUGGCAACAAUAAAUUUAAACAAGGCAAAACUGAUGGGAUUGGAAACAAUAAAUCUAGCCCAAGUCCAAGCAGAUGAGGAAGUUGAAAAUGAAACUGCAGAACCAUGCAGGAUGCUCAUGGAUGUUCUUCAGAUGAUGAAGCUGAGCGGAAAAAGAAGAAAAAGACAAUAGCUGAAGGGCAGGCCGAGUCAGGAUCGAGUUGGCAGUCAGGCUCAAGU
Papaver somniferum (opium poppy) is the source of this 2898-nucleotide messenger RNA. RefSeq lists its product as uncharacterized. The record is from RefSeq and is a predicted model, not a curated record. NCBI's taxonomy places the organism in Eukaryota, Viridiplantae, Streptophyta, Magnoliopsida, Ranunculales, Papaveraceae. Gene Ontology annotation, molecular function: zinc ion binding; SUMO ligase activity. Bases 1 to 2757 code for a protein of 918 amino acids. Gene Ontology annotation, biological process: protein sumoylation. The transcript is spliced from 11 exons.